AUCAGGAUAACCUUAUGUUAUAUCCGACAGGUAUAUUUAUGGUGUCAAGUUCACUCUCAUUUCUUCUUUACUACCUGAGGCCAUCUCCUGUUAUUUACGACAUGAGGUGUAUUUUGAGUGUUUGCUCUCAUUUCUGUUUGACUGCUUAUUUUAUGCAUUGAUUAUUGUUGUCUUUGGUGCUGAUGUGAUUUGUGGAUAUGGGAUUCUCUUGCCCUGAACCUGCUGCGCUGGAUCCCCCCUGAAGCACAGAGAAGAGUCUGUCUGUCUUCUGUAUGUACCCUGUAGAUCCGAAUUUGUGUGAAGACAAUCAUUUCACAAAUUCGUGUCUGGGGGGAUAUGCAGUUGACAUAAACGCUACAGGCGCAAAGAAGGCGCAAUCUAAUGACAGUUGCGUUGUUUAUGAAGCGUUUUCUCCACUAUGUGAUCUGUUAACUUGUUUUCCAUACUGAGAUCCCUCAAAAACCUUACUCAUGAUUCAGUAAUACAAUCAUUCAGGACAAUCAUGCUAGGGCAUUCGUUUUCCUGUGCUACAAAUUCGGUAUUUUUCCUCCAACUGUGCUCCAGUGACUUGCAAUAGGCAAUUUAAUAAUGUGCCUAAAUGGAAUUUAGUAAAGCAAGUAUCCUGAAUUAGUUGAUGAAUUUUCUAUCGAUCCAGAGCAGGACAUAUUUGUCUCUGCCAGUCUCUCUGCAGACGCCAGCCAGACCAGUCCGCGAUCUGGAGCCAUAGCCUGGGCUAUUUUUUUUUUUCUCUCCACUUUUAAGGACCUCUCAGCGUCAGACACCUUAGUUUUGGGUGGUGCACUACUAGUCCACACUUCACCUGGUACACUGCUGCUCCAGAAGCUUGCCCCCCAUCCAGGGGGGUGGGCAUUUUGGGGAGAGUGACUGGCGCUGCUUGCGCUAUGGAGCACGUUUCCUCAUCCGGGGAUGGUGGGAACAAUUCCAUUGGCUCUUGGUGUCACAUGCAAACUCAACUUUGUUCACUUGACAGUAAGUAGGAGGGUUUUACGAAUCAGGAAAACGAGCAGGACUACAGGAACAAUUGUAUAUGGGUUUGGGUUAAAUUCAAACAAAUAAAUGACCAUGAGUUCGUUUUUGAUCAGCACCAACUACGUGGAUCCCAAAUUUCCACCGUGCGAGGAAUAUUCCCACACUGAUUACCUCCCCAGCCCUUCUCCAGAGUUCUACUGCAGCCAGAAGAGGGAAACCAGCUUCCAGCAUGGGGCGACCUACCCCCGACCAGCCUGCACCAGCCAGCACUACUCCUCCUGCUCUGGACGGCAAGCUUCUUCCAUAUUAUCUUCCCGGACUCACCCCCAAGUUGGACUGCUUCCUGAAGACAAGCAUCAGAGCCAGACCACCAUCACUAUGUCCCCUCCGUCCUGCAGCCAAUCGUCCUCAGAACAGAAGCUCUCAGAGUCCUCCUGCCAGAGCCCAGUGGUGUACCCCUGGAUGAAGAAGGCGCACCUCUCCACCGUCAGUGCCUCUUAUUCUGGGGGAGAACCCAAGCGCUCCCGCACAGCCUACACCAGGCAGCAAGUACUGGAGCUGGAGAAGGAGUUUCACUACAACCGCUAUCUGACCCGCAGGCGCAGAGUGGAAAUUGCGCACACUUUGCGCCUUUCUGAGCGUCAGAUCAAGAUCUGGUUCCAAAACAGAAGGAUGAAAUGGAAAAAAGAUCACAAGCUUCCAAAUACUAAAAUCAGAUCAAACCCCUCCUCAGUUCUCCAAGUGACAGGGGGGGAGCAGAGCCAAAACAAAGCUUCACCGACCUGUCCCUAAAAAUCUCCAGCUCAGAUCUAUUCUGGUUUAUUUAUAUGGAGGGAGAAGACUUGGCUGGGACUUGGCUUUGUUCCUCUGCUCGUUCAUGAGAAGCCUGUAGAUAGAUUUCAGAUUUGGAGAAGAUAGAUCUAUGUUUCAUCUUUAAUCACGCCAAACUCUGGCCCAUUUGUCAUGUUUACAUUGCGGUACAAAGGAUGACAGAACCGACGCUCCCUUUAAUAAAUGAGGCUCCUUGUUCUGGGGGAAGUGUAUCUUCUCUGGUGUGACGUCCACAUACAAUACACUCUAUACUUCUACAUUACCAGGGCUGGAUUUCGUCUUACCACUGCUGUUUAAUAGCUAAAGCAUCUUCCACUCUCAUCAGUAGCUCCUGGUAGGGAUCUGUACACACCUAGCACCAUGUACUAGUAGUCAAGGCCUGAGAGUGAGUCCUCCAGCUCCAUAUGGAUCUACUGCAGAGAGCAGCCAUACCUCCUCAUUGACUUUGCUGUGAAUUCUCCCUUGUUCAUUGUAUAUAGCCUACAAAUAAAUAU
This is a messenger RNA of Bufo bufo (common toad), 2315 nucleotides long. It is a transcript of the gene HOXB4, whose product is annotated as homeobox B4. The coding region runs from base 1078 to 1782 and encodes 234 amino acids. Gene Ontology annotation, biological process: embryonic skeletal system morphogenesis; regulation of transcription by RNA polymerase II; anterior/posterior pattern specification. The record is from RefSeq and is a predicted model, not a curated record. The transcript has 2 exons. Gene Ontology annotation, molecular function: DNA-binding transcription factor activity, RNA polymerase II-specific; RNA polymerase II cis-regulatory region sequence-specific DNA binding. NCBI's taxonomy places the organism in Eukaryota, Metazoa, Chordata, Amphibia, Anura, Bufonidae. Gene Ontology annotation, cellular component: nucleus.